AUUUCUCAUCAUGUCGGAUAAAAGUGAACUGAAAGCUGAAUUGGAGCGAAAGAAACAGCGCUUGGCUCAGAUCAGGGAGGAGAAGAAAAGAAAGGAAGAAGAGAAGAAAAAGAAGGAGACUGACCAGAAGAAGGAACCCGUACCUGCACAAGAUGAAUCUGACUUGGAGAAAAAGAGAAGAGAAGCCGAAGCCUUAUUGCAGAGUAUAGGAAUUACAGCCGAUACCCCCCUUGCAGUCCAACCCCUGCGAAUAGUAACAGAGGAUACGUGUCUGUUUCACUAUUUAGUCCCUCCACCAACGUCUCCCUCCUCUAAGUCUGUGAGCACACCAAGUGAGGCUGGAAGUCAAGACUCUGGAGAUGGCACUGGGGGAGCAAGUUCCAGAACCGCAGUUACCAAGAAGACACUACAUUGGGACACUGAUCCAUCAGUUCUUCAGCUCCACUCUGACCAUGAACUGGGACGUGGUCUCUUGAAGUUGGGCAUGGCCAAAAUCACUCAAGUGGAUUUCCCUCCUCGAGAAACCGUCACAUACACAAAAGAAACCCAGACCCCAAUCUUGACCCAGGAAAACGAAGGUGAUGAAGAAGAAGAGGAAACGGUGACUCCAAAACCAGCACCUGUUCCUGAAGAGGACAAACCCACUAAAAAGGAAGAAAACAGUGAAGCUCCACCACAUGAACUCACAGAAGAAGAGAAACAACAAAUAAUUCAUACUGAGGAGUUUGUCAGUUUCUUUGACCACAGCACGAGACUCGUCGAGCGUGCCCUUUCUGAACAGAUCAACAUUUUCUUUGAUUACAGUGGCAGAGAUCUGGAAGAAAAAGAGGGAGAAACACAAGCAGGUGCAAAGUUGUCGCUGAACAGACAGUUUUUUGAUGAGCGUUGGUCAAAGCAUCGUGUUGUUAGCUGUCUGGACUGGUCCUCUCAGUACCCGGAGCUGCUAGUAGCAUCCUACAACAACAACGAGGACGCCCCUCAUGAGCCAGAUGGUGUAGCACUUGUGUGGAACAUGAAAUACAAGAAGACAACCCCAGAAUAUGUGUUUCACUGCCAGUCUGCUGUAAUGUCGGCAGCUUUUGCAAAGUUUCACCCCAACCUGGUAGUUGGUGGGACGUAUUCCGGCCAGAUUGUGUUAUGGGACAACAGAAGUAACAAGAGGACGCCAGUCCAGAGGACUCCACUUUCAGCCGCUGCUCACACUCACCCAGUCUACUGUGUGAAUGUGGUUGGCACACAGAACGCCCACAAUCUGAUCAGUAUAUCUACUGACGGGAAGAUCUGUUCCUGGAGUUUGGAUAUGUUGUCUCAGCCACAGGACAGCAUGGAGUUAGUUCACAAGCAAUCUAAGGCAGUCGCUGUCACCUGUAUGUCCUUCCCAGUGGGAGAUGUCAACAACUUUGUAGUGGGAAGUGAAGAAGGCUCAGUGUACACAGCAUGUCGCCAUGGAAGUAAAGCCGGAAUAAGUGAAAUGUUUGAAGGCCACCAAGGACCAAUUACAGGCAUCCACUGCCACUCCGCUGUGGGGGCCGUGGACUUUUCCCACUUGUUUAUCACCUCUUCAUUUGAUUGGACGGUGAAGCUCUGGACAACAAAGAAUAAUAAACCUUUGUAUUCGUUUGAAGACAAUGCGGACUAUGUCUAUGACGUCAUGUGGUCUCCUACUCAUCCAGCUCUGUUUGCUUGUGUGGACGGUGUAGGAAGACUGGAUUUAUGGAACCUCAACAAUGAUACAGAGGUACCGACGGCCAGCAUCAGUGUGGAAGGAAACCCGGCCCUUAAUCGUGUCAGAUGGACUCACUCCGGGAGGGAGAUCGCUGUAGGAGACUCCGAGGGGCAAAUCUUUAUAUAUGAUGUUGGAGAGCAAAUUGCCGUGCCACGGAAUGACGAAUGGACCCGCUUUGCCAGGACACUUGCUGAAAUCAAUGCCAACAGGGCCGAUGCCGAGGAAGAAGCCGCCAACCGCAUUCCUGGUUAAACUCCGUGCAGAUUUUGAUAACUGGGAGAUCAACACUGACCUAACAAUCCCUCCAGAGCACUAGCAUGUGUCCAUUGAAAAGAUAAUGUCAGAAGAGUUGUGUGGCUGGGAUCUGUGGACUCCAAUGUUUUAUAAACUUCAUUGCAACCCAAUGCAGCGUCCCCUUUUAUUUAUCUGUACGUACAUGCCCCCGACCUGCAGUUAUAGCUAACAAAGUACAGCUUUAUUUACACUAUUGGACAGGCUGCUCAGGCAUUUCCCACUUUUUAAAAUCCAAUUAACUUCCAAAUAUGAAUCUAGAACUGGUUUCUCCUCCGCACCAUUAGGGCCGUGUGUGUGUUGAAGUGAUUGCUGUAGUCCCAGCACACACAAUAACUGCAUGCCAUUGGACACUUCCUGUAGCUUUCAUGUUAAAACCAUUACCUAGGCUGCCAUUUUAUUAAAGAAAAAUGUUUCUAACUU
Messenger RNA from Nanorana parkeri, 2440 nucleotides. It is a transcript of the gene DYNC1I2, whose product is annotated as dynein cytoplasmic 1 intermediate chain 2. Gene Ontology annotation, cellular component: cytoplasmic dynein complex. Gene Ontology annotation, biological process: transport along microtubule. NCBI's taxonomy places the organism in Eukaryota, Metazoa, Chordata, Amphibia, Anura, Dicroglossidae. Bases 11 to 1978 code for a protein of 655 amino acids. The transcript has 17 exons. The record is from RefSeq and is a predicted model, not a curated record. Gene Ontology annotation, molecular function: dynein light chain binding; dynein heavy chain binding.